UGAGGCAGAGAUGACGAGGAAGAAGAUGCCAAAACACUGCAAGGCCGUUUGAGUCGGCAUUUAAACAUCAAUUGGUAAUGCUCCAAAUUUGCAACUUGCAUUUGAUAACAUGUGCUGUUAAGGAUCAUGUAAACAUCUGCAAUGUCUCCACCAGAGCGUCUCGACAUGAGCUCAUGGGGCUUGUCUGAGUUUUUGGUCCAGAGGAGGCUGCUUGGUUUUGGGGCGCUACUGGCCUGGAUGGUCUUGUUCCACCUGCUGGUCAACGUUUGGCUCCUAUGUGUCUUCACAAGCCUCUUAGUGGUCUUAGGUGGCUGGCUUGGUUCCCAGGCUGUCCUGGACUCAGACAGCGUUAUUCAUCUGGAGCGCUUUGCUAGGCUGGAGGAGAUCCCGCAUAAUGCCGAGAGCGAGCAACAACUGGAAGAUGAGAUCCAGAAGACAGUUGCCAAGAUCAUACAUGACUUUGUCACCUCGUGGUACUGCACCAUUUCCAGAGAAAAAGAGUUUGAGGAUGAGGUGCACAAUGCCAUGAUCUCAAUUGCGAUGGAGCUGAAGGGUCGAGCUGCAAGAGUUGACAGGAAAGCUUUAUCCCAGAGGGUUUUAGACCUAUCUGAAUGCCACCUUCAGUGUUAUUUGAGUGCCAAUGAAGCCGUUAAACAUCAAGAGGUGAACAAAGAUGGAGAUCUCUGGGAGGCGUACAGCAAACUCUGCCCUCAUCAUCCCACCCUUCAGAGCUCUGCUGUCGAGGUGAAUUACGUACGGGCCAUUGUAGACCUGCUUCUCCAUGUUCUUGUACCUCCUCCACAUUUAGAAACCAGAACAGGUCGAUUUGUGGUGGGUGAACUUAUAACAUGCAAUGUUCUGCUGCCUUUAAUUGCAAAACUGUCAGACCCAGACUGGCUAAACAUGUUGAUUGUAAGCAUCUUCAGUAAAUCCAGUGAACCAGCCCCAGAGCCAGAACAAGUAGAAGUUCAAGCUCCACCACAAGUCGCAUCUGAUCAAGAAAACGCACUGAAAGAACUUGAGAUUCCUUGCGUUCUGACCCUAAAAGUCAACCCAGAGACCCCCACAGCAAUGGAGGCCCCAACGCCAGAACUUGCAGUUUACGAUGUCAUUGACUCCACUGAUCUUUAUUCUCCACACAACCUGGAGGAAGAUGAGCUACGGUUGACUAAACCAUUUCCAUUGGGUUUUAGCCCCAGGGAUUUUCUGAGACUCAACAAGUCCAAUCCUUUCUAUCAAGAAAACGACUCAGAUUUAGAUUCUCCUUUAACGGACUUCAAGCGAAGCUCCCUAGAAUCACUGGUUCUGAUCGGUUCAGAGGAGACCCUUUCAGAAAGACUGGCAGAAUGCACCACUCCAGUUGAUGCUGUGUUAGACCUUGAGGAUGAGCUUCCAACAUACACCAAUACGACAGAGAAGGAGCUAUCAGUACAUUCCACCUGUGUGCCUGACGAAGAGUCAUCAAGCUUUUGCUCUCUCCAAAAUUUGGAGAAGAGCAACUCUAGUGCAGACCACCCAGGCCUGGUGAACCCCUGUGAGCUGGCUUUGACUGCACCCGUCCAGCCUUCUUCCCCAGCUGGGAUGGCAUCCGUGGCACCUUUCAGCUUCGAGCCCCUUAGCAGCCCAGAGGGUCCAGUCAUUAUCCAGAACCUGCGCAUCACUGGCACCAUCACUGCCAAGGAGCACAGAGGCACUGGCUCACAUCCCUACACUCUCUACACUGUAAAGUAUGAGACAGCCAUGGACACUGAGAAUCCUGAAGCUUUGCAGCCCAUGGCCUAUCACACUGUCAACCGACGCUACAGUGAAUUCCUCAACCUUCAGACCCGUUUGGAGGAGAAACCAGAGUUACGCAAGAUUCUUAAAAAUGUGAAAGGACCAAAGAAAAUAUUUCCUGAGCUUCCAUUUGGAAACAUGGACAGUGACAAAGUCGAGGCCAGGAAAAGUCUUUUGGAAACAUUCCUUAGACAACUUUGUGCUAUUUCUGAAACGGCCAACAGUGAGGAAAUGCAAGAAUUUCUUGCUCUAAACACUGAUGCAAGAAUUGCCUUUGUGAAGAAACCCUUCAUUGUUUCACGCAUAGACAGGAUUGUGGUGAACGCUAUAGUGGACACCCUGAAGACGGCCUUCCCUCGCUCAGAACCACAAAGCCCUACUGAUGAAAUUGACGGAGAUCCUGAUGGGAAACUGUCCACUGACAAGAAAUCCAAGUCUAGAAUGAGGUUCUCUAGUAAAAUUGCCCCUGCUCUCAAUGUGUCAGACAUGAAACCCAAAGUGAUUUACUGCUUUGAUGAAAGCAGCUCUGUUUUCAAUGGCUUCUCGUUAAAUGAGUUUGAGAGCUUCAUCUCAGAGAAGGAGCGUUUAGAGGGUAAAGCAGGGUUUGAUCCUGAUGCAGAGAGAAGUGGAGGCCCAGGACCUAAAGGGGAUAUGAAAACAUGCACGUGUGCCAGAGCACAGCUACAGAAUGCACCUGCCAUCAGUGACUCUGCUAGUGAGACACCUCUAUCUGACCAGGCCCUGAAUAUCUUGUGUGUGCUCAUGAAGGAUCAUUGGAGCUGGCUUUGCACAGAGAACAUCCAGAGGACCAUCAGAAUGCUGUUUGGGACCCUCAUUGAAAGGUGGCUGGAGGUGGGUCUGGUUAACCUGACCUGUACGCAGUAUUGGGUGGUUUAUCUGCGGGUGCUGCAGGAGGCCAUCUGGCCUGGAGGAAGUCUGCCGGCUCAACCCAGACCCCACCGCAGCCAGCAGCAGAAACAGGAGAGCAGACAGCAGGCUCUGCAGUGCCUUAUGAAACUACUGCCAGAUCUGAUGUCUGAUAUGCUAGGGUCUGAGAAGUACAAGAUAUCUUGGCAGAUGGUUGUUGAUUCUUUUCAGGACCCCACAAUAAACAGGCAUCUUGUGUACUGCAUCUGGGAUCUGCUUAUCGAGUUUCUUGUCCCUGAGGCAUCUGAUGGGGACUUUCAGAAAACACUUCUGCACAGCCUGUCCAAAAACGCUGAGAAGCUGCCACCAUAAGUGUGCUGGGGUGGAAUGGACUCUUAAAAACACUUGCCUGCAUACAUGCGUAUCUCAUACAAACAUGUGAUAUUAGGUGGAAAUACAGGCAGGAACAUGUGAUCAAGAGAGUGUGGAUUUGGAUUCAUGACAGCCUGUGUCUGGCACUGAUUUGCUCUCCCUGUUUCUAGGACACACUGCGCAGAUCUUGGAAGGCAUUGAUUAAUGGCCACCUGUUUUGUGUUUUAUCAAACCACAAGUCCAAUCUCUAAAGCCUGACGUACCGGAUCUGAUUUAGUCGCAAGUUUUAUACACCUUGUUCCCACUUCAGCUUUGGGCAAAGCUCUUACAGAUGGAUUGCGCAGAUCAUUUCUGCCCCAUCCUAAUACGCGUUUCUGGCCUUUCGCUC
Messenger RNA from Carassius carassius (crucian carp), 3403 nucleotides. It is a transcript of the gene snx19b, whose product is annotated as sorting nexin 19b. The coding region runs from base 142 to 3015 and encodes 957 amino acids. The record is from RefSeq and is a predicted model, not a curated record. Gene Ontology annotation, molecular function: phosphatidylinositol binding. Gene Ontology annotation, cellular component: early endosome membrane; intracellular membrane-bounded organelle. The transcript is spliced from 12 exons. NCBI's taxonomy places the organism in Eukaryota, Metazoa, Chordata, Actinopteri, Cypriniformes, Cyprinidae.